Molecule: messenger RNA, 2148 nt
Organism: Zonotrichia albicollis (white-throated sparrow)
Lineage: Eukaryota; Metazoa; Chordata; Aves; Passeriformes; Passerellidae
Source: RefSeq, a predicted model, not a curated record
ACAAACCAAGGAGUCGAUAUGCUGUGAAUGGCUCUGGUGACACCACAGAAGACCAAGAUGGGGACUCCAGGUUUUCAGAUGUCAUCCUGGCAACAAUUUUGGCUACUAAGUCAGAUAUGUGUGGCAAAAAGUUUGAAUUGAAGAUUGAUAACGUUCGCUUUGUUGGCCAUCCCACCUUGCUCCAGCAUGCCCUUGGGCAGGUAUCCAAAACUGAUCCCUCACCAAAGAGAGAGAUGCCCACCAUGAUUCUGUUCAACGUGGUGUUUGCACUAAGGGCCAACGCGGACCCGUCGGUGAUCAGCUGCCUGCACAACCUGUCGCGCAGGAUCGCCAUCGUCCUGCAGCACGAGGAGCGCCGCUGCCAGUACCUGACCCGCGAGGCCAAGCUCAUCCUGGCCAUCCAGGACGAGGUGUCUGCCAUGGCAGAGACCACAGAAGGGCCCCAGUCACCUUUUCAUCACAUCCUACCCAAGUGCAAACUGGCCAGAGAUCUCAAAGAGACAUAUGACAGUCUCUGCACCACAGGGGUUGUUCGUUUGCACAUCAACAACUGGCUGGAAGUGAGUUUCUGCCUUCCUCACAAAAUCCACUAUGUUGCCACCAACUUCAUUCCCCCAGAAGCAAUUGAGAGAAGCCUGAAAUCCAUCAGGCCUUACCAUGCCUUAUUACUUUUAAAUGAUGAGAAGUCAUUGCUUAAUGAGCUCCCGUUGGACUGCUCUCCUGCCCUGGUGAGAGUAAUUAAAACUACCUCUGCUGUGAAGAAUUUGCAGCAACUGGCUCAGGAUGCUGACUUGGCAUUGCUGCAGGUUUUCCAGCUUGCAGCACAUCUUGUUUACUGGGGCAAAGCAAUUAUUAUUUAUCCUCUUUGUGAAAACAAUGUCUACAUGCUUUCUCCAAAUGCCAGUGUCUGCCUGUACUCUCCCCUGGCAGAUGCCUUCUCCUGUCAGUUCCGGGGUCACAACCUGCCCUCCAUGCUGGCCAAGUUCUCCCUGCCCGUGUCCCUGGCUGAGUUCAAGAACCCACUGGCACCACCCGUGCAGGAGACCCAGCUGAUCCAGAUGGUGAUCUGGAUGCUGCAGCACCGGCUGCUGAUCCAGCUGCACACCUACGUGUGCCUGAUGGUGCCCCCGCAGGAGGAGGAGCUCCGAGCGCAGGACGAGGACAUGCCCUUCACUGCCAGGGUGGGGGGACGGAGUCUGAGCACCCCCAACGCUCUCAGCUUUGGCUCCCCAACCAGCAGUGAUGACAUGACUCUGACAAGCCCUAGCAUGGAUAACUCCAGUGCUGAGCUGAUCCCUGGUGGGGACUCACCCCUCAAUAAGAGGAUGACAGAGAAUCUCCUGGCAAGCCUGUUGGAGCACGAGAGGGAAGCCAUCCUGAACGUCCCAGCUGCCCAGAACCCAGAGGAUCUCCGCAUGUUUGCAAGGCUGCUGCACUACUUCCGCGGGCGGCACCACCUGGAGGAGAUCAUGUACAACGAGAACAUGCGGCGCUCGCAGCUGCUGAUGCUGUUCGACAAGUUCCGCAGCGUGCUGGUGGUCACCAGCCACGAGGACCCCGUCAUCUCCGUCUUCCAGUCGCUCCUCAAGUGACUCUGCUGGCACAGAGGGAGGAGCCUGCCAUGCUCUCCAUGCUGAGAGCCUAAAGGAUGCCUGAAAUCUGCAGGAGGUGGUUUCAGUUCUGUCUAGCCAUGUGACACACAGCAGGUUUGUCCCUGUCUGUGCCUCGAUGUCCCAGCUGCUCCCCGAGCCUCUGGGGUUGCUGCAGGACAGUACGUGCUUGCUCAGCCUGGAUCCCUGCCCUGCCACACUCACAGCCCUUCCAGGGACCCUCAGAGUGGGACAGGAGGGUUCUGCUGUGGUGCUGCUGGCAGAACUUUGGGGGGACACUGGGAGUGCUUCCUGUGCCCUCCAGCACGGGACACUUGGCCAUGAGAGCCUGUCCCCAUGGCACAGCAUGCAUGGCCUUGCUCCGGGGCACAGGGCAGCUGGGCUGGCUCCAGGGCAUGACCCUGGCUCCUAGGGCAUCACUCUGGCUCCUAGGGAAUCAUUCUGGGCACCCAGGAAUUCUGUUUGAUCUCACAGCACCAAGGACAGGUGGGAAGGCAAGGUAUCACAAGUAAACAUGAAAUCAUGAAUGAAUGACUCA